Adineta ricciae is the source of this 621-nucleotide messenger RNA. The record is from the annotation of a GenBank genome assembly. Lineage: Eukaryota; Metazoa; Rotifera; Eurotatoria; Adinetida; Adinetidae.
AUGGCAACUAACGUUUAUUCAAAAGAUGAAAAUCAAUGGUCGAUUUUUGUAUCAAAUAUUUCUUAUGAUACAAAUGAACAGGAACUUCAUUCGUUCUUCGAGAAAGCAUGUGGCCAUGUUAAAGUAGCGCGCAUCAUUUAUGACAAUCACACGCGUCGGAACCGUGGCUUUGGUUUCAUAGAAUUCGAUGAUUUGUCGGCAUAUGAAAUGGCAUUGACACUCAAUGGAAAUUCACUAAAUGGACGAAAGCUGAAAAUUCGUCACAACAAAUCCAAACCUACUCCUCUCCCUGAUUCUUCAACGAAAUCUACUACUUUUACUGUUGCACCCGAACCAGCGAAUGUCAAUUUGACAAACGCAAGAAAAACACAUGUUGUGCAUUGUAAAAAAUCGAAUUACGACGUGUACAUUGGUCGACCUUCGAUCUGGGGUAAUCCUUUCAAAAUUGGUCGAGAUGGUGACAAAUCAGAACGCCUUCAAAAGUAUCGUGAAUGGAUCAUGACUCAACCAGAGCUGCUGGAACGUGCGAAACGGGAACUUCGUGGCCGUACGAUUGCUUGUUGGUGUAAACCAGAAGCAUGUCAUGGCGAUAUUUUAGCUGAAAUCAUCGAUACGAAUUGA